AUGACAGAAAUAGAUUUUUCUUUUUUGCAUUCUAAUAUUAAACUUGCUUUCUCAGACUUUGUGGAAGUGAAAGAGGAAGGUCAAGAAUGCAAAGAACUGAAGGAUGAAGAUCAGGACCACAAUUACACGACUGACAGCUGCUCAGAAACUGAUCAGAAAUCCCCACAAGAAAGAUUUAUAGCAAAAAGUUUUCUUGAAUGCCAUUAUUGUGGUAAGACUUUCAGAAACCGAGGGCACCUAACAACUCACCUAAGAACUCACACUGAGGCACCUCACGCUUGCUCCCACUGUGAGAAGACUUUCAUCCAUAAAAGUAGACUUGUGGAUCACAUGAAGAGUCACACAGGUGAGAGGCCUUUUGCUUGCCCUCAGUGUGAUAAACGUUUCAGUUUUAUAGGAAGACUUAAUUAUCACAUAAAGACUCACAGUACUGAAAGGCCGUACGUCUGCCCUCAAUGUGGAAAGAGUUUCUUAUUUAAAGCAUGUCUAAAGAACCACAUACGCAUUCACACUGGCGAGAAACCUUUUAAAUGCCCUCAGUGUGAUAAGAGUUUUAAACAAAGGGGACCUCUUAAGCAUCACAUACGAAUUCAUACAGGUGAGAGACCUAUCACAGGUGAUGUGUGUGUUAAAAGUUUUAAAACAAAUGAAUACCUUAAAUAUCACAUGCGAGCUCAUACAGGUGAGAAGCCAUUCUCAUGCGACAUUUGUGGUAAAAGCUUUAAAAAAAAUGAAUAUCUUAAGAAUCACAUACAAAUUCAUACAGGUGAGAGCCCUUUCUCAUGCGAUGUGUGUGGUAAAAGCUUUAAAAAAAAUGAAUAUCUUAAGAAUCACAUACAAAUUCAUACAGGUGAGAGCCCUUUCUCAUGCGAUGUGUGUGGUAAAAGCUUUAAAAAAAAUGAAUAUCUUAAGAAUCACAUACAAAUUCAUACAGGUGAGAGCCCUUUCUCAUGCGAUGUGUGUGGUAAAAGCUUUAAAACAAAUAAAUAUCUUAAGAAUCACAUACAAAUUCAUACAGGUGAGAGCCCUUUCUCAUGCGAUGUGUGUGGUAAAAGCUUUAAAAAAAAUGAAUAUCUUAAGAAUCACAUACAAAUUCAUACAGGUGAGAGCCCUUUCUCAUGCGAUGUAUGUGGUAAAAGUUUUAAAAUUAAAGAAUAUCUUAAGAAUCACAUGCGAGUUCAUAACGCUGAGAAGCCUUUCUCAUGCGACGUGUGUGGUAAAAGUUUUAAAAUUAAAGAAUAUCUUAAGGAUCACAUGCGAGUUCAUAACGCUGAGAAGCCUUUCUCAUGCGACGUGUGUGGUAAAAGUUUUAAAAUUAAAGAAUAUCUCAAGCAUCACAUGCGAGUUCAUAGCGCUGAGAAGCCUUUCUCGUGCGACGUGUGUGGUAAAAGUUUUAAAAUGAAAGAAUAUGUUAGGGAUCACAUGCAAAUCCAUACAGCUGAGAGCCCUUUCUCAUGCGCCGUGUGUGGUAAAAGAUAUAAGCAAAAAUUAUAUCUUUUGAAUCACAUGCAAAUUCAUACUAGGAAUGUGUAGGUUUGUCAAAUUUUCAUUCUGAGUACUCUUCGAGUCUUAAAGGUGCUCUAAGUGAAUUCGCUUAGAGCGCCUUUAAAAACAAGUUGUUGAUUAAUCGGAAGGCAAGCAUGAGGGGCAAUGCGUAUGCAUCAUGGUGAAAAUGUAAUUAUAUAUAACAGCUCGCUUUUUGUGAGCAAGGGCUACCACAUUUUUUACUUGUUGAUUUUAUUUCAUUGAUUUAUUGACAUGUUAAUUUAUUUUAUUGGUUGAUAUGUUAUUAUCAUUUUUUAACAUACUUAAAAGAAUCCAACUAACAUACUUAAAAAAUUCAAGAAAAUACAGAAAAUGUAUAGAAAAUGUGCGGGCAAUCUGUUGAAGACCACUGAUCUAGAGCAUGUUAUUUAAAUGAGUGUUUUUUUUUGUAUAGUUGUUUUAUUGUACUUUUAAAUAAAUAAUGCAACAUGUAUAA
Messenger RNA from Misgurnus anguillicaudatus (oriental weatherfish), 1981 nucleotides. RefSeq lists its product as uncharacterized. Gene Ontology annotation, molecular function: RNA polymerase II cis-regulatory region sequence-specific DNA binding; DNA-binding transcription factor activity, RNA polymerase II-specific. NCBI's taxonomy places the organism in Eukaryota, Metazoa, Chordata, Actinopteri, Cypriniformes, Cobitidae. The record is from RefSeq and is a predicted model, not a curated record. Gene Ontology annotation, biological process: regulation of transcription by RNA polymerase II.